This is a messenger RNA of Ictalurus punctatus (channel catfish), 2400 nucleotides long. RefSeq names its product thiosulfate sulfurtransferase/rhodanese-like domain-containing protein 2. Lineage: Eukaryota; Metazoa; Chordata; Actinopteri; Siluriformes; Ictaluridae. The coding region runs from base 235 to 1677 and encodes 480 amino acids. The record is from RefSeq and is a predicted model, not a curated record. The transcript has 9 exons.
GGAUUAGUCCUCAUCUCACUUCCAUAGAGAGCUUAUGGUGCUGCAUGGAGAAGUUUUAAAUGGACAGCAUUGCUGUGUAUACAUUUUAAUAAGUACACACGGGUUCGUCUGAAAUUAGAAAAGACGUCAUUUUAAUCUAUCUAGAGGUCUAUGAGGUGUUGCGUUUGAUAGUGAGUUAAUCAGUCCGCGUAAUAAACCCACACAUUUCCUCUCAUGUGUUUUUAACUCCUGUACAUGUCUUGGGUUCAGUCGACUCACAUUAGGAUGGACGGUGAUGAUUUGGGAGAAAGUGUUCUUAUUCAUUUGGACGUCGAGAGUCUUAAUCCUGCGAUCGUUACACAUGAGAAACAACAGAAAUCUGAGUUUUCCACCACUCGGAAAUGCUACUCUUAUAUAAAGAAGAAGACCUUUGCAACAUUUGUGGCGUCUAAGAGGGUCCCGACAUCUACACAAGACACCUCAUCACUUUGGCACUGCUGUGACCAGGCAUUCUCAGAGCCCUCGUCCAUCCACAAACAUGUCUCCAAUGUCCAUGCGAAUGAGAUUGACGAGCUCACCGGUGCAGCUCUGGAUCAGAUGCUGAAGCAGUUCAAUGCCGACGGCUCUAUAGAUGAUCCGUACGACUGUCAGUCAAAAGACACGUCCUGCUGGAUGCCUGAUACAAGCCACCUUUCUGAGGACAAGCUUAGCAACGGACCAGGUGAAGUCAUCUUGUAUUACUGCUAUUGUCAGAUAAAAGAGCCCAGGUUCGUUUGUGACUGGCAGAAUGAGCUGUGUUCAAAGCUUCGCCUCACCGGCAAGGUACGUGUGGCCACGGAGGGCAUCAACGGAACAGUUGGUGGAACCAAAACAGCCACCAACCUUUACAUCAAGGCAAUGCUAGCACAUCCCAUAUUCCAAGUAAUGCAAGCGGAAGAUUUCAAGACUAGCGAAGGCGGUGCAGAGUGUUUUCCUGAACUUAAGGUUGGGGUGUAUAAAGAAAUUGUCCCAAUGGGUGUGGAUCCAGAUAUAAUCUCCUACAGAUUAGCAGGAACACAUUUGGAGCCUGAGGAAUUCCACAAGGAGGUGCAAUCUCUGCUCAAAGCUGGUUCCUCGAACAGUGAUACAAUUCUGCUGGACUGUAGAAAUUUCUAUGAGAGUAAAAUAGGUCAGUUUAAAAAUUGCUUGGCACCAGAUAUUCGCAAAUUCAGCUACUUCCCUGACUAUGUGGACAAGAACCUGGACCUUUUUCACAAUAAGAAGGUGCUGAUGUACUGCACCGGGGGCAUACGGUGUGAACGAGGGUCCGCAUAUCUCCGUUCAAAAAACGUAUGUAAAGAAGUGUACCAGCUGAAGGGUGGCAUUCACAAGUAUCUGGAGCAGUUUCCUGAUGGUUUCUACCGAGGGAAACUUUUUGUCUUUGAUGAGCGAUAUUCAAUCUCAUUCAACAGUGACAUCAUCUCAGAUUGUAGGUACUGUGGGACUUCAUGGGACCAGUAUCAGCUCUGCUCUACUGAUUUCUGCUGCCAGCUUGUUUUAUCCUGUACCUCUUGCAGGCAGAAAGGCCUUACAGCUUGCUGCCCAGUGUGCCAAGCCAAAGAGCAGACACCCAGCAGCAGCCCUUCGAGUGGACGUGUGCACAAAGAAGAGUGCGAAUGUACACACUCCCGGCCCAGAAUCCCUAAAGACACUUCAUGAUGAGCAGGUCUCUGGGGCUUCUUCUUGUCCAGCAUCCAGUGCAGAAAAAAAAUAAGUGUUUACAGGAAACGUCUGUGACUGAGGACAAAGUUGUAGACAUUGUAAGAGUUUGAUGUAGGAACGAGCAAGAUUUUAUAUUGUGUGUGUGUGUGUGUAAUAUAUAUAUAUAUAUAUAUUGUUGUGGAUAAAAAUGACAUGAAAUAAACACGAGGGAGAUUGAGUAUGAGUAAAAAUGUAAUUUUAUUGGUAGUUCACAGGACGGGUGGGUGCGUAGUCUGGAGGAGAGUAAGAGGGGGAGGAAAAUGGGGUGCGUCCUGGGGACAUGGGGAAAUCAGGGUGGGUGAAGUGAGCGGACCACUGAGAGUCGGGCGGACUGGUGGGUGAGAAGAGGGACGGAUGGUCGGGGCCCGGAUCGGAGAAGACAACAUCAUCAUCCUCGGAUUGGAAGCUGGAGGGGGGUUCUGGGUCUGACUGUGUAGAGGCGUCAACACGCACGUUCGUGGGGCAGAUUCUGUACCGAAGAAGAGGGGGGAACCCCGGAUCUCCAUUCUUAGGGGGGGUGCUGCGAAGAUAGUUAAGUAGCAUCAUGAUAUCAGCAGUGAGAUGCACAAGCUGGUAAUGAGUGUCCAGAUCCAGGUCCAAACCCUGAUCCAGGUCCAGUAACGGAGAGAGAGGGGACUGACGACGGGCACCGGCACCUAGACACAUAGAAGCGGGAUUAGG